Zymoseptoria tritici IPO323 is the source of this 852-nucleotide messenger RNA. RefSeq lists its product as uncharacterized. The annotation marks the transcript as partial. Gene Ontology annotation, molecular function: glycosyltransferase activity. Lineage: Eukaryota; Fungi; Ascomycota; Dothideomycetes; Mycosphaerellales; Mycosphaerellaceae. The transcript has a single exon. The record is from RefSeq and is a predicted model, not a curated record.
UGGAAUGAGUUUGCGUACGCGACCUACGCCACAGACUCAGACUAUCUCUGCAAUUCUCUCAUGCUCCUCGAAACUCUCCAUCGCCUUGGUUCGCAGCCCGAGCGACUGCUACUAUAUCCGCGAACUUGGGAAUCUUUACCAACCGACAGCAUCGAAUCUCGACUACUCGUGCAAGCCCGUGAUCUGUACUCAGCGGUUCUCCAGCCCAUCGACCUACAAGAGGUGUCGUCAAUUUCAGCGGCUUCGACCUGGAUGCAUUCUCCUACUAAGUUGCUUGCGUUCAAUCAGACUCAGUUCUCGCGUAUCCUCGCCUUGGACUCUGAUUCCACUCUACUACAGCCUCUCGACGAGCUUUUUCAUCUCGCCGAGGCUCCGGUCGCAAUGCCGCGCGCAUACUGGAAGCCUCUCACCUCCGAUGGCCGCCAGAUCGAACUCACCUCUGCGGUUACACUCCUCACCCCUUCCAGCGAAGCUUUCGCUAGCAUUCAAGCUGCGCUACUUACCCGCGGAAAGGAGGACUUCGACAUGGAGAUCUUGAACAAGCUGUACGGAGACUCUGCUCUCGUCCUGCCACAUCGCGGCAACAUUCUGCUUACUGGCGAAUUCCGCGAAUCGAACCACUCCGGAUACCUCGCGAACGCAGGUGAGGUCUGGGACGCGAAGAAGAUUUUACGAGAGACGAAGUACGUGCAUUUCAGUGACUGGCCGCUACCAAAGCCCUGGCAGCCGAUGUCGAAGCCAGCUUGGGAACAAUACCGGCCGAGUUGCGGAGGUGGUGUUGCGGAAGCUGAGCUCGGGUGUGCAGAAAGAGAGAUAUGGGAAGGUCUACAUCGUGACUUUCGGGAAAGAAGA